Tarenaya hassleriana is the source of this 983-nucleotide messenger RNA. RefSeq lists its product as uncharacterized. Gene Ontology annotation, biological process: endomembrane system organization. NCBI's taxonomy places the organism in Eukaryota, Viridiplantae, Streptophyta, Magnoliopsida, Brassicales, Cleomaceae. The record is from RefSeq and is a predicted model, not a curated record. The transcript has a single exon. Bases 85 to 759 code for a protein of 224 amino acids.
AUAUUACUCCGUCAUAUUCACAACCAAAAUCUCCCAUUAACCAAAGCAAAAGGCCACAAAGUAUCUGUUGAAAGAAAACAGAGAAUGUCUUCCCUUAGGUCAAGAACCACCAAUGACCCAGCGGACCAGCAACAAGAGUUAAUGCCCGAGCCGGGACCGAACCCUCAGGCUCAGCCCCAGCUCAAGAGACAACGAUCGAUGUCUCAACGAGCCAUGUCUCAGACUUUGACCAUGGCGGCUAACCUAGCCAACCUCCUCCCCACCGGAACCCUGCUCGCCUUUCAGCUCCUCACCCCAGCUUUCACCUCAAACGGCGUCUGUGACAUGACCACUCGUGCUUGUACCGCAGUGCUCCUCGCCCUCCUCGCCCUCUCCUGUUUCCUCACCUCGUUCACCGACAGUGUCAAGGCCGACGACGGUAACGUUUAUUACGGUUUCGUCACUCGCCGUGGCAUGUGGAUGUUCGAUUAUCCGGACCCAUCCGGUGCGGGUUUACCCGAUCUUUCCAAAUAUCGUAUCCGAGCCAUGGAUUGGAUCCAUGCCGUGCUCUCUGUUCUUGUCUUUGGAGCCGUGGCUUUGAGAGACAACAACGUUUUGAGUUGCUUUUACCCGUCGCCGGAGAGUCAGACAAAGGAGGUUUUGGACAUUGUUCCGAUGGGUGUUGGUGUCGUUUGUAGCUUGCUGUUCUCUGUUUUUCCGUCGAAAAGACACGGUAUCGGGUUCCCCGUCACCGGAAGCAGAGAUCGUCGGGGAGAUUGAUCAAUUUUUUUAAAAAAAUGAAAAUGUUUUUUUUGGUUUCGUGCUUUGGGGGUAAUGUGACGGUUGACUUUGAAGAUUAGUUCAUGUGUUGAUUUCUUCUACGGUGAGUGUUUGUAAUAAAAUAUUGAUUUUAUUGUCACUUGGGUUAAAAGUUUAAGGAAAAACCACACGAUUCUAAAGUUUUGUUUUCUUUUUGUCAAUUUUUCAGAUAUUAUCUAUGAGAU